Cryptococcus amylolentus CBS 6039 is the source of this 1589-nucleotide messenger RNA. RefSeq lists its product as hypothetical. The record is from RefSeq and is a predicted model, not a curated record. The transcript is spliced from 8 exons. Gene Ontology annotation, cellular component: cytoplasm; nucleus. The coding region runs from base 93 to 1067 and encodes 324 amino acids. NCBI's taxonomy places the organism in Eukaryota, Fungi, Basidiomycota, Tremellomycetes, Tremellales, Cryptococcaceae.
CGAAAUAUAAGCACGUCAAAUCCUCUACUUCGCUUUUCUCCCAUUGAAUAUUGCAUUACCAUCUGUUCAUAUUCAAUAGACACCUAGACAAAAUGACUAUCCGUAUCCUCACUCUCUGUGGCUUCACCCAGAAUGCCUACAUCUACUCCAAACAAAUUGGCGCCGUCCGAAAGGCUUGCAAGAACACCGAGUUUGUCUUUGUCGACCCUCCCGUUGUUGUCGAGAAGGCCGACCUCCCAUGGGUAAACGAGUCCAACCUCGACCAGUUCGGCUCUAGCGCCAGCAUGGACGCUGAGAACCAGACUGCCGAGACUACUCCCCGAGCCUGGUGGAUCAACGCCGACAACUGGAAGACCUAUAAGCGAUUCGACGACUCUGUCAAGUUCCUCCACGAUUACAUGGCUGAGCAUGGACCUUUCGACGGUGUCGUGGGUUUCUCGCAGGGUGCUGGUAUGGCCGCUCUUCUCGCCGCUAUGAUUGAGAAGCCCGGUAUCAACCCUCUCUUCCCCGCCCACGAGAACAUCCCCAAACUGAAAUUCGCCAUCUUUAUCGGCGGUUUCCUCCCUGGCUAUGAGCCCAAGUGCGAGUCGCACGACUUUUCCAACUACUUCCCUCUCCCCGCCUCUCUCCCCACCCUCCAUAUUUCUGGCAAGAACGACACUUUGAUCGUGCCCGAGAGAAGUCAAAUAUUGGCGAGCAGGUGUGAGAACGCGAGGUUCGAGCUGCAUGAUGGUGGACACUACACUCCCUCAAAAGCGUCCUGGAGACAUUUCCUGAAUGCCUACAUCAACUCUUUUGCCCCCGGCGGUAGCAACGGCGACCUUCCCGAGAUCGACUCUUACGGACCCAACGGUGCCAACGCCCCCGCGCCCGGCGGCGGCAAGGGCAGCAAGUCCGGCUCCAACACCCCCACUCCCAAGACGCCCAAGCAACCCAAGCAGCCCAAGGAGGCAAAGCCUGUCGAGGGCGCCAAGGUUGGGGAAGCGACGGCGAAGGAGGUCAAGGAAGUGAAGGGUGAUGGAAAGGUGGCGGAGAUCGAGGAGAAGGCGGCUGGGCUGUCGUUAUAAUGCUUGGCGUAGAGGUAUUGUUUCGCCGGGAACAUGCAUUGCCAUCUAGCAUUAUUCGGAUGGGUAGGUCAUUAAAGUUUGCUUUCGGAAGUAAAUCCCCGACAUCACACCCUCGGCGCACCCACAUCUGGAGUGGACGAGGAGACGUGGAUAUCAAUGCCCAAUUGCAAACACAGUACGCCUCCGACGGAUCUUACUAUGCCUGAUUGUGUGGUGCGGUCUUCAAGAUACGUGCAUCAAAAUGCUGAAGCUUUUACAUCGAACACGUGAAGCCCUUACUGCGACGGUAGUUUGGAUGGAUCAGAUACGGUGAAAGCAUGAUAUGCUCUCAUAGAGGAUCAGGACCAGGAGGCUAAACAUAGACUUGCCAAGCUAAGCUUAUCAGGCUUAGCAACAAAGUGGAAAGGAUGAGGCAUGAAGCAUGUUGACCGCGAGUGUACAAAGUAGCUACGCUAUGUAGUAUGAACGCGCUGCUUCUCCAGGAUCCAGGCCCGCCUGCCUCUUUCCGCUCAAAUCGCCAAG